AUGUACCGCCGAAUACAACAACCGCUGCAUUUGUUGGCGUCAAGAAUAUCACGACAUUGUCCAAGGCAAAGAAUCCGUCCCUUUACGUCCCGCAGUAGGCGAGCGUUGGAUGAUGAUUCUUCUUCCGCAGCAGCAUGGAAAAUUGCUAUUGUGGGCAGUGGUCCAUCGGGUUGCUACACGGGCAAGUAUUUAUUGAAAUCGGAUGCAAUGGCAAACUCACAGAUUGACGUUUUGGACAGGCUUCCCACGCCCUAUGGAUUGGUGAGAAACGGUGUAGCACCGGAUCAUCCGGAAGUCAAAAGUGUCCACCAUGAUUUUGACAGUCUUUUUAUGAAGGAUGGUAAUGAGGAUAACGGCCAAAACCUGCUAAACUUUUAUGGCAAUGUCACUGUCGGUACGGAUAUUUCAUUGGAGGAAUUGAGAGAAAUUUACGAUGUCGUGGUACUUGCCUAUGGCUGUGAGUCAGUCAGACCCUAUGAUUUCAUCCAAAACUCCAAACUGGAGGGUAUUUUAAGUGCUCGAGAAUUCGUAUCAUGGUACAAUGGUCAUGUGGACUAUGAAUGGGUCGGACCAUUGGUAGAGAAAGCUUUAAAGCGUGGUAGUGGUCAGCAACAAGUUGUUGUCAUCGGGCAUGGAAAUGUAGCUCUGGAUUGUGCCCGAAUCUUGGCCAAGACGAGAGAGGAGCUCGAUCCAACCGAUAUUGCCGCGCGAUCUUUGAACAUUAUUGACCAACAAAACAGGAGAGAAAUCUCAGUGAUUGGAAGACGGGGACACGUUCAAGCGGCUUUUACCAUUAAGGAAGCUCGAGAGUUGACACGACUUGACGAUGCAAACUUUGUUGUUCGCAAGGACGAGUUGGAUAUGGGACGCACCGAGGCUUCAAAACAAGAAAUCAAUGCCGCAAGGCCUCGCAAACGAAUGGAGAAGCUAUUGACUGAUGCUGCUGCUGCUACUUCCGCCAUGAAGAAUAAUACGGAUGAUGAUGAUUCUCAAAAGAAAGCGGCAGAGGUGCACCUCAGAUUCUUGUUGAAUCCGACUAGCUUUGAAACCAAAGAUGGUUCCAGUCUGUCACAUGUCACGUGUGAACGAACACGUCUGGUUGGAGAUGCUGGGAGUCAAUCGGCGGAAGGUACUGGAGAGAUGGAAACCAUCGAGGCGCAAUUGGCUCUAGUCAGCAUUGGCUACAAAGGUGUCGCUAUUCCUGGAACUGAGGAAUGGUAUGAUGACAAACGAGGAAUAUUGAAGAAUACACACGGGUUGAUAGAAGGAUCCAAGGAAGACCUUGGUGGAUUGUAUGUUUCUGGAUGGCUAAAGAGGGGCCCAUCCGGCAUUAUUGGUACCAACAUCACGGAUGCGAAGGACACUGUGGCAUCUAUUCUUCAUGCGUUAAAGUCCUCUUCUCCUGUAGAUCCAAAAGAAGGAUGGAAAUCCAUCGACGAGACUUUGAAAGAGAAAGGAAUCAAUCCAGUAAAUUGGGAUGGCUAUCGCAGGAUCGAUGCAGAGGAACGAAGCCCUAGUCGCAAACGAAGUGAAUUACAACCCAGAGAAAAAAUAUGCAGUCGAGAAGAGCAGCUCAAAGCCGCAUUUUCGAGCUAA
This is a messenger RNA of Cylindrotheca closterium, 1596 nucleotides long. NCBI's taxonomy places the organism in Eukaryota, Bacillariophyta, Bacillariophyceae, Bacillariales, Bacillariaceae. The record is from the annotation of a GenBank genome assembly.